Molecule: messenger RNA, 990 nt
Organism: Daldinia childiae
Lineage: Eukaryota; Fungi; Ascomycota; Sordariomycetes; Xylariales; Hypoxylaceae
Product: putative chromo domain-containing protein
Exons: 4
Coding region: 1-990 (329 amino acids)
Source: RefSeq, a predicted model, not a curated record
AUGAUGUCGAGCAUCCUUAACAAUAUAUUUGCCAAGUCGUCACCCGCGCCCAGAUCGGUAAACGGGGACAAGGAAUCGCGUGGCACCAAGCGAAAAGCUAAGAGCGACCCUUAUGAUGAAAUAGACGAUGACGACCCAGUCCAAAAGACGCCUUCGACUCAGCGCACUCGAUCGCGCAUUUCUUCGGAAGCACCAAACUCUAGCACAAAGGGACGGCCUCCGUCGGCGGGCAAGACCAAUAAGCGCCUAAGCCGUUCGUCGGGUGUUCGAAGAAGCGAGGUAACAGAUAGUCCACGUGUCGACGCUGCAGCAAAUUUAGCCCGCGCACAAGAGCCCGAAGCGGCACGAUUACAUCCUCAACCUGAAGAAGAGUCCAGUAAAAACUUGGUAGUCCCGGUAGCUGAUAUGGGCAUCCCUGGGCCUUCUAAUGAUAAGCCUGAGCCUGCCAAUAACAUCCACGACGGAAAUAAUACAAAGGGUAAAGAGAAGGCGACGGCAGUGAACCGGACGGAGCAGACGCUAACCGAAGCGGACGAACGCGAAGAGAAGGAAGUUCAAGCCCUUCUUCGGCACAGAAUGGCUCAGGGCGGCAUUGUCGAGUUCCUUGUCCAUUGGGUUGGAGAGAGCGAGGAUGAUGCUACUUGGGAGGUCGAAGAAGAAAUUCAACAAGGCGCAGAAGAGACGUUAUAUGCAUACUGGAAAGCCCAAGGCGGCCGUAUCAAUGCCCUCUUCAUUAAACCUAAAAACGCUCCUCUCGAGACCUACCGCGUCUUUAAACUGCUCGGUCACGAAAAGAAGGUUAGAGGCGGGUUCGAAUUCGAAGUUCAAUGGGUCGGCCAUCCGCCCACGCGGGGCGAGACAUCAUUCGAAGCCGAAGCCAAGCUAAAAAAGAUUGCCCCAGAGGCUUUGGACCAAUACUGGAAGGAUCUCGGCGGUCGCGAGAAAUUUCUUGCUAGACGAGGCCGGGGUAAGAAGCAGCGCACCGAGUAG